Messenger RNA from Papaver somniferum (opium poppy), 642 nucleotides. RefSeq names its product outer spore wall assembly protein SHE10-like. The transcript is spliced from 2 exons. The record is from RefSeq and is a predicted model, not a curated record. The coding region runs from base 1 to 642 and encodes 213 amino acids. NCBI's taxonomy places the organism in Eukaryota, Viridiplantae, Streptophyta, Magnoliopsida, Ranunculales, Papaveraceae.
AUGGCUGAUCAAGGCAAUGAAAAGGUUCAAAACAAUGGUGCUGCCAAUAAUCCUGAAAAUCCCCCUUCUUCAAAUGCUUUUGAACAAGCGAAGAAUCUUGUUUCAACAAUGAGUACCAGUGAUCUUCAGAGUUUGAGAGAUCACAUUCAAGCGGAGAUAGAUCGUCGUAGUCGAGAAUUAUCCCGUCAACGAGAAGAGGAAGAACAGAGGCGUCAGAUGCAGGAGGAGAAAUAUGAAUGCAAAUUUGAUCGGAAGGAGGAAGAGUGGGAGGAGAAGCAUUCGGAGUGCAAAAGGUAUGGGAGUGCAACAUAUGAGGAUUCUGAAGCUUCAGGAGAUGAUAUGGAAUAUGGGGUGGAGGAGGCGAAUACCAGUGAUCUGGAUUUAGAUGCUACAACGGAUAAGGCAAGGAUGAAUGAGUAUCAUGACAGGAGGUUAAGAAGCAGAUUUGAUUUCGAACUAGCCAAUCCAAAAAUUUAUGCCAGAACCAUGCGAGAAAGGGAGAGUAGCAUUGACAGUGAAGAGACCCUGGAAGAUGAAUCCGAUGAAGAUCAGGAUGGAAGUGAUGCUGAUGAUGUUGAGAGUACUCCUUCAUCUGAUAACACAUCUCCUGCAUCUUCUGAAAGUGCUGAUGAGUGGUUCUGA